AUGCAUGUUGUCAGAUUUGGGGCGUGUGGCAUACACAUAAUUCGAUCGUUCUCUUUGACUUGCCCUAAGAGACUACCGAGUUCAUUUGCGUAUUCAUCCUCAUCUCGACCCGCCGCAGGCUCCCAGAAAAUGUUCAAGAAAGCCCUCCAAGACCACUCAGGCAGUGGCACGAAACCUCUUCACCAGACCGACUUAUUGCGUGCCAAUGCAACGGCCCCCUCGAAGCUACAGUCACGAUCACAAUCCGGUGGUGUCAAACGAAAAAUUGAAAUGGCCGAGUCCUCGCUGGGGUCCCUUCAUAACGCAGUUUAUUUCGAUGAAAAUGACUUCGAUGAUGACCUGGACCUCGAUGAGCCACAGCCACUGAUUGCCCCGAGCGUGGCUGGCUCCGCCAUUCCUAAGGCAGUCACAUAUCCAAGCCUUGACACUACACCAAGAACCGGCAAGCCUGUUUACGGCAAUGAAAAUCUAACAGAAGUCAAUUACCCUGAUCUUCCAUCCAUGUCCCAAGAAGCAACAGCUCCUCAGAGUAGCAUGCAGUUACCGUGGUCGUCAUCGCCUCCCUCCCAUUUCCAACCGCCCGUGAGGAAACCCCGUACUCUUCCGUGGACUAAAGAAGAGGAACCUCGCGAAGACAAGAAAAAGAGCUUUGUGACUCCCAAACGUUCAAGGCCCACAGAACCAUGGAACAAACCCAAAAAAGCGACAUGA
Messenger RNA from Penicillium egyptiacum, 711 nucleotides. NCBI's taxonomy places the organism in Eukaryota, Fungi, Ascomycota, Eurotiomycetes, Eurotiales, Aspergillaceae. The record is from the annotation of a GenBank genome assembly.